AUGGUCAUUCCGAUUGAGACUAGUGUCAAACUCCACCGGCAGGUGGAGCUUCACGGGAGGAGAUACCGCCUCUGUAUCGUUAACCCCAUAACCAAACAAGUGGCUCAACUCCCUCCAUGUCCCGAAAUUUUGUACGAAGAGCUCACAUGUUACUCUACGAGCUAUACAUAUAGGUGUGGAUUUGUACUAUCAUCCUCAUCAUCAUACAAGGUCGUUGUAAUUACUUCAGCUCUUCAUCCACAACCGGGGGACAAGUUUCGUGCAUCCAUCUACUCUUCUGAGACAGGAGAAUGGAGUGUCUGUUUCAGAUUCUACUUUUCGGUCAAGUUAGAUGAUUGGUAUCAUACACCAAUUGGAUGCAAUGGAGUUGUGUACUGGUCGUUCGGGAUAUUAUCUUAUGCGAGGAUAGUCGGAUUCGAUCCUACUACUAUUGAAUGCUGUUCGAUUACCCUGCCGGUGGAGUUUGACACUAGUCUCAAUCGGAAUGACCAUUUUAGUAUGCAUCUUGGAGUGGUUCGGGGUCAACAACUGCGUCUGCUGCAGUUGUUUUUGGACAAGGGGGUUGGUCACUAUGUUCUCAGAGCAUGGGAUUUAGCACAGCCUUCCUCUUCAUCACCACGACCACGAUGGGUUUUGGCUCAGUUCGACAUACUGAGAUGGGAACUACAUGGAACAAGGUCCUUGUUUCCCAUGUCCUUGUUUCCCCUUACGCACCAUCCUGGAGAGGCCGACGUAGUUUACCUGAGAUGA
This is a messenger RNA of Humulus lupulus (European hop), 750 nucleotides long. RefSeq names its product putative F-box/kelch-repeat protein At4g22430. The coding region runs from base 1 to 750 and encodes 249 amino acids. Lineage: Eukaryota; Viridiplantae; Streptophyta; Magnoliopsida; Rosales; Cannabaceae. The record is from RefSeq and is a predicted model, not a curated record. The transcript is spliced from 2 exons.